Messenger RNA from Actinia tenebrosa (Australian red waratah sea anemone), 3904 nucleotides. Its product is annotated as protein zer-1 homolog. The record is from RefSeq and is a predicted model, not a curated record. Lineage: Eukaryota; Metazoa; Cnidaria; Anthozoa; Actiniaria; Actiniidae. Gene Ontology annotation, cellular component: Cul2-RING ubiquitin ligase complex. Gene Ontology annotation, molecular function: protein binding.
AACCUUUGGGUUCAAAAUGUACAGAGCGGAGUAAUCGUCUUCGCUUUGUCCAAAAAAAUGGCCGUAAAUACUGUGCAAACAAAAGACUCAUGACACGAGUUGAUGCCUUGUAGAUCAACUAAUAUAUCAAGUUGGGUAAAACGGCUUCAAAAUGACGGUUGGCGAAGUCGCAUCGUUGCUAGAGCUGUGUAUGGAUACGUCUCUAAUGUUUUUAGAGUCGAGCACCUUCAAAACCCAAAACCAUGUCUUCCUUCCUGAAGAUCUUUGCGAGGCUUUCAUAUCCAAGAGACUCAAGUCUGGAGACUGUAAUGAUAAUUUCCUGUCAUCGUUCUCGAAUCCGCAGACGAGCAGAAUUGUACGACUUAACUUAAAAGGGGCUUCGAUCACUGAUAAGGGCUUGGAGCAUAUAGCUUGUCAACCUAUACGAGAACUAAACAUAUCUUCAUGUACUAGAGUCACUCAAAAUGGUCUCAAGUAUUUACACCGAUGUAAAAAUACCUUAAUGUGUCUAAAUCUAGGACAGUGUGAUCGGAUCUGCGAGUUUACCGAUGUUGGAGAUUUCAACCAUUUGAAGUUUCUAGAUCUGAGAAAAACACAAAUUUCUCAGGAACAAUUUGAAUGCAUCUCACAAGGACUGAAUGACUUGCUGUUUUUAAAUCUUUCUGAGACUUCUAUACUGGAUCUCUCGCCUGUUGAAUACCUGAAGAAUCUUUCUUCUCUAGAUCUAUCAGAAUGCCGUGAUCUCACAAGUAUUGCUCCUUUAUCAUGCUUAAAAGGGACCCUGACAAGACUUGUCUUGUACAACUGUAUAGGCCUGAGAGAUUUCCAUGAACCGUUAAAAACAAUUGAACAACUUCAACUGCUACAACACCUUGACUUGUCCAAAGACAGGAAGGAAUAUGAUUUGGACAUGGAACCACCUUACAUCGAUGGGCCAAUGUUCCGAAUCUUAUCCAAAAUGCCUUACCUACUACAUCUAGAUAUCUCAGGUACAGCCAUCUUUGAACAAGAAGACUUGUCUUUCUUUCAACCUCCACAUAAAAGGUUACAGUUCCUGGGACUCUGUAUUACAGAUGUGUGUUACUAUCCCAAAAUACCUGCUGAUGUGGUAACUGGAGAAGCUGGUGAAACUCAAGUUAUAGCAUCAUUAAGGCACUAUGUCAACAGACCUCGAUAUCUCAUCAAUGCAAUGAGAGAACUGUUCAACUUAGUCCGCAGCAACUUGCAACAGAUGGAUUCUAGUACAAUAUGUGAUCUGGUUCUUAAUGCUAUGCGAUGUAAUAUGGCAGAUCACAAAAUCCAAAUCGCUGGAAGUGCUUCAUUGUAUCAUUUAUCAAGAGAUGAGGCAGAUAACAAUGGCCAGCCACAGGCACAUUCAAAAGGUGUAACAGAACAACAGAGAAGGAAUUCGCUUACAAGAGAGUAGCAAGAGUAUUACUUACUUCUGCUGUUAAACACAAAACUGACUUCAUACAAAGGAUAGCCAUUGGUUUGUGUAACCUUCUCGUCUGUCAGGUACAGGAUGAUCAAAAGGUUACAGUGGGGCGGGACCUCGGAGGAGUGAAGAUGGUUCUUCAAGUCAUAAGACAAAAGCUUGAAUCUGACAGACCAGAGCACGGUGGUGUUCUUGAAUGUUGUUGGAGCGCUUUGUGGAAUGUAACAGAUGAAACUCCAGACAACUGUUCUUUAUUUAUCGAGAAUGGUGGCAUGGAGCUAUUUAUGGAAUGUAAAGCGAAACUCGGACAACAGCGUGACUUAUUAAGAAACAUGCUUGGACUGAUGGGUAAUGUUUCCGAAGUAGACUUCCUAAGGCCUUACCUGAUGAAGUGUGCUGAGGUGUUCUAUGAUCUUCUUGAACCAACCAAUGAGCUUGAGGUCAGUUAUAAUGCCGCGGGUAUCCUGUGUCACAUGGCGUACGAUGGACCAGGGGUCUGGACGUGUGAAACAGUGUCUAGAGAUACGGCUCUUGAAAAACUUGUCAAUUGUAUUGGACAUUGGGAUAUAGGAGCAAGCCGACAGAUGAGCUACCGCUCUUUUGCGCCUAUCUUGCGCUUACUUCAAAAGUAUGACACACCAGCCAUCCAACACUGGGGGACCUGGGCUCUAGCUAAUCUAUGUAACGUUGACCCCGAGAAAUAUUGUGCCCUAGUCAUAUCAGAGAACGGAGUACAGUUACUGGAAACCUUGAUUCUUCAUCCCGAGGUUCCAAUGCGUGUAAAAGAAUAUUCACAAAUCGUCCUCAAGAAAUGCCAGCCGUUCAUUGACAACAGCUCCCWGACAGGCCCCUUUACAGCAUCAGAGUUCAAGUAACAUUUUUGAACAAAUGUUUUACCAGACAUAGCGGUAAAACUGGCCUCUUUUACUGACGAUUCCAAAAUAAAUAUAUAUGAUGGGUUUUCUGUGGCAAGAAUAGUAAUAGAGCAGAUGGAGGACUGGGGGACUAUAUUUUUGCCAUAGGAAGCCCAUAUCUUAACUAAGCCGCGAAUAGGUUUUGUAAUAGACAUUAGAGUCGUUUUCAUAUGACCGUGAAAGAAUAGGCAAACUAAUAGUUAGUAGUAGACUCUAAACCAAUGAUUUUCUUUUGUUCUUUAUCAACUAUUACAAACUAAAUGGUCUAUUUUCUUUCACGGUCAUAUGAAAAUCACUCUAGCAUUGUGUGAUUUUAAUGUGCCUAUUAAUGAUAACAACGACUAACAGAUCACCAGGCAUCUAGACUGCGAGGAGUCUAUUUUUACCACUAUUGUGAAUUUUCUCGCUUUCUUGUUGGUUUAGAGCCGGGGGAAAUAGGAGGACAUACCGAUAAAUUACGUCAGCAAAUCACGACCGUUUUUCUUUCAAAUGUUUUUGUAGUAAGAUUUUMAAUUUUUUGUUGUAAAAAACACAACGGCUUGCGAGGCCACAACCAUAUGUUGACGGCUAGAUAACGAAAAUCGUGGUAAAUAAGAGCACGUAUCAUGGAAAACUGGAGGAAUUUCAUUUCACUGUUUCUUUCGUCCCUCACCCCCCACACCCCUUCCCGGGGGAUAUUAGACUAGCUACUAAUCCUCCCUCUGCCAAAUUGACCAAAGCAAACACCAAACAGUGGCCAAGGGAAAUACUCUUUACAAGAAGUGCUCGCAGUCUAGCUUUCGUCGAUCAUAAAAAUUCUAACAAAGGCCUUAGAAGUUUAAAAGACGGAAGCCAAACACCCAGGCGUAUAGAGUUAUAGCUAGUUAUCAAAGUUGUGUAAUUAUAAAAAUAGACAACACUAGGGUUCUUACACCUUACACUCGUGCUUCGUUACGUCAUAUCCUUAUUUGUGGUUUGCAGUCGGUGGUGUCAUCGUGACCAACCUACUACAAUUUGCGAGCAAACGGAAGUAAAAUCUCUAGCUUGGAGCAGGAUAACCAGGUCGGACGUUUCUUGAUUUUUUUAUGCCACGAACUGUUUAUAAAUUGAAACUAUUUGACAAAACAAACACAAGAGUACCAAUAACCGAUUGAAUUGCUUAGCAUAGAAAGGCUUUAAAAUUUGAUAUAUACUAUAUAUGAUAAAAUGAAAUAGAAGAAUUAGCUCGUUGGAACAGUAGUGAAAAGGUACUUCCGGUACAUUAUGAAGUUCGUACUUCCGGCGGAAAUAGGAGCGAGAAGCUCGUGUAUUUUUUAACAUAUUUGCCUCUAAAUAACGGCAACAGUUAAUAACAAUAUAUGAAGUAUCUACCUUUACAAUAUAUUGGGUUUAAAGCUAUUGCGUGUGUAUACAAAUGARCUAUAGCAGCUUAAAGAUAGAUAAUGUAAGAUAUAAUUAAAUUGAAUUUAUGAUCAUAAAUGAUUUGCUCCAAGCGCUUCAGCACUGUUACUGAUAACCAAGUUAUUUGAUGUAAAUAUCCAACUUAUUGUCUAAUAAAAGUACUGGCGAAAAUACA